AUGUAUCACUUCCUUGAAUCAUCAAUAAAACAUUUCUUUUAUGCAAUUGAUGAAAUAAUGUAUGUUUAUUGUCACUUGCUUUUCAUUUUCGCACGAACUCACGUUUUUGAUAACGCGACGUUAGUAUAUAAAGAACGUGAAGCAAAUUUAACAUUGCCAAAUAACGAAGCUCCUUCAAGCGUUGGGUUCAGAUUGUUGGAAAGAAUUGAGAUUGUGAUUUACAACGUCAUUCGGUUACGGUGUCGUUCAGGACACUGUCAGGACCUAGAGGUGGUCCCAAAAGUAGAUUCCACAAAUACUAGAAAUCCAUGUAAGAAUUCGUGUACAAGUAAUCAAAUUUGUGUCGUAAAAUCAGAUUUUAAAGGAUGCAAACCGACACUUUCCAUUUUUAUAGCUUUAGAAGAAGUUGGCUGCAAAUCAUCAUUUUAG
Cotesia congregata is the source of this 429-nucleotide messenger RNA. The record is from the annotation of a GenBank genome assembly. NCBI's taxonomy places the organism in Eukaryota, Metazoa, Arthropoda, Insecta, Hymenoptera, Braconidae.